AAACUACGUCCAACACGCCCACGGCACGGCACGGCACGGCACGACACGACGAGGUAAUCUGUCUGUCCAUGACUGCACUGCUCUGCAUCCAAUUCGAGUUGGCAAAUAGAACCCCCAGUCCUCUGAACCGCCUGCUACAUAUUAUACGGGCAACCCGUCCACGCUUCUGCUCGCUCCCCAUCAACCUUUGCAUUUCCCCUUCCCCCUCCCCGCUCCGCCCCCGCCCUGGCCAUGUCUCAUCCUCAUCAACCCCACGGCAACGGGGUCAAGCACGACAGCCAUGAUGAUGAUGAUGGUGGCAGCCUCAAGGACAAGAUCAAGCACCCCUUCCACGAGAUCAAGGAGAAGCUCGAGGGCACUCACCUCCACAGCCUCAAGGUCGGCUUGAUCCACAAGAAACAUCAGAUUGGGAAAUUUGCAAACUUGUUCAAUCCCCAGCACCGUCAUGACGAGGAGCAUGAGAAGGCCUGCGAUGAGAAGCGCACGAGGAUAUGCGAGUCUCACCGUUUCAAGUCCUUCUUCCCCGAGCGGGACGGCAACCUGAUCAAGUGGUAUGUGGACGGCCGAGACUACUUCUGGGCCGUGUCAGAGGCCCUGGAAAAGGCCAGGGAGGUCAUCUACAUAGAGGACUGGUGGCUGUCCCCUGAGCUGUUCAUGCGCAGGCCUCCAUAUUACAACCAGGAGUUCAGGCUGGACCAGAUCCUCAAGCGCCGCGCCGAGGCUGGUGUCCAGAUCUACAUCGUCGUCUAUCGAGAGGUCGAGGCCGCCAUAACCUGCAACUCGGCCCACACCAAGCAUGCCCUACAGGCCCUGUGUCCCGAGGGCUCCCCCGGCUACGGCAACAUCAGGAUCAUGCGCCAUCCCGACCACAAUGUUUUCGAGAAUGCCGCCGACAUGACCUUCUACUGGGCCCACCAUGAAAAGUUCCUCGUAAUCGACUACGAGAUGGCUUUCAUCGGAGGUCUGGACCUGUGCUUUGGCCGCUGGGACAACCAUCAGCACCAGCUGUCCGACCUGCACCCCGAGGGCAUCCAGCACGAGGUCUGGCCCGGCCAGGAUUUCAACAACAACCGUGUCAUGGACUUCAAGAACGUCGACGACUGGAAGCAGAACGAGGUCAGCAAGGCCGAAUACGGCCGCAUGCCAUGGCACGACGUCGCCAUGGGCCUGAUCGGGCCCUGUGUCUACGAUAUCGCCGAGCACUUCGUCCUGCGCUGGAACUUUGUGAAGCGCGACAAGUACAAGCGUGACGAGCGUUUUGACUGGCUGGAAUUACGGGGCCGCCAGGGCGAGGACGAGGACCUCGUCGGCGUGCAGCGGCCCAAGCAUCCUGUCGGCGAUUACGUGCUCCACCCUCCCUCUCCGAUGGAAACCAAAAACCUCGACAACAGGGGCUCGAUCCAUGCUCAGGUCGUUCGCUCGAGUGCUGAUUGGUCAAGCGGUAUCCUGACGGACCACUCCAUCCAGAACGCGUAUUCGGAUAUCAUACGCUCUGCAGAGCAUUACGUAUACAUAGAGAACCAGUUCUUCAUCACCGCCACCGGUGACCAGCAGGCUCCGAUCCACAACACCGUCGGCCGCGCCAUAGUGGAUGCUGUCGUCCGUGCCGGAAAGGAGAACCGCAAGUUCCGCGUCAUCAUCAUGAUUCCUGCUAUCCCAGGGUUCGCUGGCGAUCUCCGCGAUGACGCUGCUAUCGGCACACGUGCCAUCAUGGACUAUCAGUACAAGUCUAUCUGCCGUGGUGAACAUUCCAUUUUCGAGCAGGUCCGCAAGGAGGGUGUGGACCCCACGCAGCACAUCUUUCUCUUCAAUCUUCGAAGCUACGACCGGAUCAACGUGACCCCCGCGGUCAAGAAGCAGGAGGAACAGUCAGGUGUCAAGUACCAGGAUGUCCAGCGUGCAGAGGCUGAGGAGAUCAUGGGGUCUGGCAUCCACGGCUCGACGGAUGUGCAUGGCGAAGCGGAUACCCACAUGGACCAGAAGGGUAUUGGCGGGUCCCUCAGGUCCCGUGCCGAGGAAAAGGCACGGCUCAAGGCCGAGGAGCAAAAGCCCGUGGGUGAGGAGCACAGCGAGGACGUGAAAAGGCGGUUUGCAGACGCUAUGCAGGAGGGCCAGGGUGAGUCCAAGUCUUCCGCUAGUGUGGCCCAUUGCGCCAUGUCAAACACAGGCAAGCUCCUUGGCGAGGCCUGGGAGGGCGACGAGGAAGAUGAGGUCAACAACUGGAUCCAGGAGGAACUAUACAUCCACGCCAAGCUCCUCAUUGUGGACGACCGCAUCGUGGUGUGCGGGUCGAGCAACCUCAAUGACCGCAGCCAGCUGGGAUAUCACGACAGCGAGCUCAGCAUCGUCAUGGAGGACACAAACCGCAUCCCAUCCGUCAUGGACGGUAAGGACUUCGAGGCGGGGUAUCACGCGGCAACGCUGCGGAGAUAUCUGUGGAGGGAGCACCUGGGGCUCCUACCACCGCAAAUCAAUGACGCGACCGACGAUCUGAACGCACGACCACCGGGCGAGGACACAAUGAACGACAUCUGGGACCAGGGUGAAGCAGCCGAGAGCUACAAGUUCGUCGAGGAUCCCUUGAGCGAUAAGCUUUGGGAGAUGUGGACGGAGCGGGCAACGGUGAACACCAAGAUCUUCCAGCAACUCUUCCAUGCUGAUCCUGAUGACCACGUCAAAACAUUUGAGGACUAUGAUCUUUUCUUGCCACCAAAGGGUGUCAAAGCGGGCCACAUCUUCGACCGGAUGCAGGACCCUAUUGAGAUACGCAAGAAGUUGGACAAGGUCAAGGGACAUCUUGUAUGGAUGCCCCUGCAGUUUUUGAAGGAUGCAAACAUGGCAGAGACCGGGCUGCAAGUGAAUCAGAUCACGGAAAGUGUUUAUACCUAGUCACAAGUGUGCUAUAAGGUAAUAUUAUUAGUUGAGUGUUGAUAAAAUAAUGUCUUAAUAGUUUUAAUAAAUUAUUAAUUAUAAAUUUUUA
Molecule: messenger RNA, 2980 nt
Organism: Diaporthe batatas
Lineage: Eukaryota; Fungi; Ascomycota; Sordariomycetes; Diaporthales; Diaporthaceae
Exons: 4
Coding region: 232-2889 (885 amino acids)
Biological process (GO): intracellular signal transduction; cell motility; phosphatidic acid biosynthetic process
Molecular function (GO): D-type glycerophospholipase activity
Source: RefSeq, a predicted model, not a curated record